AAGAAAAGAAGAAAAACACAUUAUCCCUUUCCGCCUUUCCCUCCCCACAUUCCAUUCCAUUGCGUCCAUGCUUCUGCCGAGUCCUUAAAAAUCUUCUUAAGAUAUCCCUACACACAUCAAGAUGGGUAAGGAGGAUAAGGCCACCUGGAAGUCUAACUACUUCACCAAGUUGAUCCAACUUUUGGAUGACUACCCCAAGUGCUUCAUCGUGGGCGCAGACAAUGUCGGUUCCAAGCAGAUGCAGCAGAUCAGAAUGAGUCUCCGAGGAACUGCCGUCGUACUCAUGGGCAAGAACACCAUGAUGAGGAAGGCAAUCCGUGGUCACAUCGAGCGCAACCAGGCUCUCGAGAAACUGCUGCCUCACAUCCGCGGCAACGUUGGGUUCGUGUUCACCCGUGGAGACCUGGUGGAAGUGAGAGACAAGUUGCUUGAGAACAAGGUCCGUGCCCCCGCCAGGAACGGAGCUAUCGCACCUUGCCCCGUCGUCAUCCCUGCCCAGAACACCGGGCUGGGACCUGAGAAGACUUCUUUCUUCCAGGCUCUCUCCAUCCCCACCAAGAUCUCCAAGGGAACGAUUGAAAUUAUCAACGACGUUCACAUCCUGAAGGAAGGUGACAAGGUCGGUGCCAGUGAAGCCACACUUCUCAACAUGUUGAACAUCUCCCCCUUCUCGUACGGUCUCAUCGUGGAGAUGGUCUACGACUCUGGUACCGUCUUCGAGCCCAAGAUCCUGGACAUCAAGCCGGAGGACCUCAGGAUCAAGUUCAUGGAGGGUGUGUCCCGUUUGGCUGCCGUGUGUCUGACUAUCGGCUACCCGACCAUCGCCUCGGCUCCUCACUCUCUCAUCAACGGCUUCAAGAACCUGCUGGCCGUCGCAGCUGUCACUGACAUUGAGUUCAAGGAGGCCACCACCGUCAAGGAGUUCUUGAAGGACCCAUCCAAGUUUGCUGCGUUGGCUGCAGCUGCGGCUCCUGCCGCUGCGGCCGCCCCGGCUGCUGCGGAGAAGAAGGAAGAGGCCAAGAAGGCGGAGAGUGAACACGAGAGUGACGACGACAUGGGCUUCGGUCUCUUCGACUAAACAUCUGUUUGCCAGCCUGACUGUCAAUAAAGGGUUUAUAACUUUAAA
Macrosteles quadrilineatus (aster leafhopper) is the source of this 1126-nucleotide messenger RNA. It is a transcript of the gene RpLP0, whose product is annotated as 60S acidic ribosomal protein P0. Gene Ontology annotation, molecular function: structural constituent of ribosome; large ribosomal subunit rRNA binding. The transcript is spliced from 7 exons. Gene Ontology annotation, biological process: ribosome biogenesis; ribosomal large subunit assembly; cytoplasmic translation. Gene Ontology annotation, cellular component: cytosolic large ribosomal subunit. The coding region runs from base 122 to 1078 and encodes 318 amino acids. The record is from RefSeq and is a predicted model, not a curated record. NCBI's taxonomy places the organism in Eukaryota, Metazoa, Arthropoda, Insecta, Hemiptera, Cicadellidae.